CUCGCCGUGGCGUGUCGUCCGCGCCGCUCGGCCAGUUGUACGCCCGUGCGCUCCCCCGGCCGGACGGCCUGCGGAGCUCUCGCCCGUGUCCCCCGGCUGGUCCGGGGCGUCCGGGCACCGCCUCGACGGCGGCUCCGCCGGACGCGCGGACUGGACCGCAGCCCGCACCCCGAGCGGACGGCGUCAUGAGGCACCUGCCGUACUUCUGCCGCGGCCAGGUGGUGCGGGGCUUCGGUCGCGGCUCCAAGCAGCUGGGCAUCCCUACAGCUAACUUUCCUGAACAAGUAGUAGAUAAUCUUCCAACUGAUGUAUCCACUGGCAUAUAUUAUGGUUGGGCCAGUGUUGGAAGUGGAGACGUCCAUAAGAUGGUGGUGAGCAUAGGAUGGAACCCAUACUACAAGAAUACAAAAAAGUCCAUGGAAACUCAUAUCAUGCAUACUUUCAAAGAGGACUUCUAUGGGGAAAUUCUCAACGUGGCCAUUGUCGGCUACCUCAGACCAGAAAAGAACUUUGAUUCUUUAGAGUCACUUAUUUCAGCAAUUCAAGGUGAUAUUGAGGAAGCUAAGAAACGACUAGAUUUACCAGAACAUUUGAAACUCAAAGAAGACAAUUUCUUCCAGGUUCCUAAAAGCAAAGUAAUGAAUGGCCACUGAAGGAAAAGCAUCUUAUUUAUUCAUUCACUGUUUUCUAAUAUUUUACUGCUCAUAACUCUACAGUCUCAUCUUGGUUAUAUUUUAAAAAUCAAACAUUUUCCUACAGCUGUGAAUUAAACAGUACAAUGUAGUUACCAUAUUAUGUUCCAGCUGUUCAAUUAAACCCAUCAUGUUACAGUACUAAAAAGGUUCAUUUUAAAAAUCAAGAUUCUUUUUUAUGUAAUGUGUUGAUUAAAAUGUACUACUAGAAAGGUCUUAAGUGUUUUAUAAUGGAAAUGGAAUAUAUAUAAAUAUGGGUAACAGGCUAGUCACUAGUUUGAGAUGAGAACUAUAAUUCUCAUGGUAAAGUUCUAGCAUGCAUGUACCUGUAUAGCAUGCUCUGCUAAUGAGAAGGCUCAUAAAAGUAACUAUAUUAAGCAGAGGUUUGACAGUUUAUUACAAACCUAAGGGGAAAAAAUCCAGACUUCGUAUUUUUGAUACUUUGUGCAUUUAUAUAUUAUUAUAGACAUGAAGACUUGUGAAAUUUCAUUUUAGUUAGUCAUUUCCUUUAAGGGCUCAAAUCAUUGUACUGUGUUCCAUUUUUGUUAAAGCUGCCUCAGUUCUAAUUGGUCUAGACGCUCUCCCUAUUAUUUUUUUGUUUUUCUUUUAAAACAGUAAAGUGAGUGUUUUUCGAAUCUCUAGUUCUCAUUUUUGUGUUGUAUAACACUUCUCUCUUUUUAAGAGUAGAUAUUCUUCAACAUUUUUCUUAACCUUUGUUUCCUGUAAACAGUUGUCAGUGUCAGUUCUUCCAUUUAGAAUAUCCAACUUUACAUUUACAAAAUGUAGAGUUUCAUCUGUGUCUGUAUCUGCCAUCCCAUCGCUUCACUAUAUGAACGGUGAUUAAGUGCAUGUCUCUUGCAUGUUAGAAAAAAUACCCAAAUGUUCAACUGUAGGUUUCCUCAAAGUUUAAACGAACACCUAGCAUCUCAUUUAUAUAUACCAGUUUCUUAAACAACACAAAAUACUUGUUCCCCCCCCCAACCCAGGGAAACUAUUUAAGAGCCAACUAAACUAUGAAAUACAAAGUUACUUGUUUUUAAUGUGACUAUAUGUUCCUGAGCAAAUGCAGACUGUUGUAGUUGUGUGUGCACAAUGUAAUUUAAGGCUAAAGAGUGCUAUCUAGAAGAUAAUUUUAAAGAUAACUCAUUAUAAAACCAUUUUCCCCUAAUCUGCAUAAAUGAGAACUGAUUUUAACAAAACUGUUUAUAUAGUAUUUAGAAGAACUAAUGUUGGAGAAGGGGGAAGCAGGAGUAAAUUCAGUUGGCUUGUUUUGACUUUUUGGUGUAUGAAUUUAUGGCAAACAAUGUAGUAUGUGUCUUUUUCAUUUCUUCUUUAAAGAAAUACUUAGAAAAUGUAAUUUAAUGUUAGAAAUCCUGUACUUGAAAGAAGCCUCAAUUAUCAGUGGUUCUAUGAAACAAAGUUAAAAACAAACAUGGAAAGUGUAAAAAAGAUUUGUGUUUGAGUUGCUUGUGACUGAUUGUGUCCUCAUUAAGUGUGAAAAUUCUUUGAUAUUGUCACCUUACAUUUUGUUAAAUAACUAUUGCUUUUGAAAAGCCUAUAGUAUGUGGUUUAGGAGUUAGUUAAUAGUGUCUACAUUUUUUUAAGUUAUAUAUACAAAGUAUAUAUUAUAAGAAAUUGCAGUAGGGCCAUUUUCGAUUAGUCAGUGUUUUCAGGCCUUGAAGUAAAUCUUGACCAAGUGAUGUUUCUUCUUUUUUUGUGUCAGUUUGAAUCUUUUGCUUUGUCUAUGUAAAUUCCUGAUUUGUUGGUUGAUGGUUACUGGUUACUGUAAGGUGUGUUAGAGGCCCUGAAUAGUGAGUUACAGGCAGCAGCUACAGGGAGAACCUGGCCAGCAGCAGUGGUUCUGCAAACAGAGGCCUUGCCUUUUCCGUCCUUGUAGGUUAGGUCUGAGUACCCUUCCAUAAUCCCUGCUCCAAAACAGCGUUUUGUAACCCUCAUGACUUGUGCCACCAACCCCCUUGCAGUGACUUGGGACUCUUGCCUGUCUCUACUACAUGGAGAAGCUCACAGUGGCUCUUUCAACACUUCAUCACCAGUGCUUUCAAUUAUGGAGGCUUAAAGCCUAGCAAUUAGGGCUGUAACACGGUUCUGAUCAGGGAGAUGUAAGCAGAAGUCUACCUGGAGUUUAUGAAGACAGUUCUGCUUCCCUGGUGAAAGUGCUAGCCUUUUCCUGUUCUCCUCUUACCUGGAAAAUGGAUGGAGGCUGAUAGAGGAGAACCAAUCUGACCUUCUGGGACUGAGCUAGGAAAUAAAUCUACCCUAUAGAAAGAGAUGCCAUCAUAAGCAAGAGUUAGCAGAAACAAAUUACAGAAUAAGCUCUACAAAGAUGACAGAUAUGGGGAUUAUCAGAUAGAGAACUUGAAAUCACUGUAUAAUAUGUGUAAAGAAAUAAGAGUGUCAAAAAUGGGAAAGUAACAAGGUUCUAUAAAAAAUCGGGCAGAUUUACGAAUUGUCAAAAUAGAAUUUAUAUUGAUGAAAAAAUAAUUGAAAUUUAAAGCUCAGUGGACAGGAUAAGUACAGGUUAGACUCAGUUGGUGAGCUGUGAGAUCUGACAGUCUGUGACUGUGCUCUCAUACACCUAUUCUCUAUUCACUCCAAAUUCGCUUCCCAUGCUUUUUGUAAUGUGGCUGUGACUUAACACUUCUUUGACAGUUGGCUUCCUUUUGGGUCAAGUCAUACAUGGACGUUGAGCCCUAGCUUGUGUCAGAGGCAGCUCAGUUCUUGGACUUGCCCCUGUGCUUACUUUCCCUGUUCCUGAGUGUGUAUUUGGGAUAGACAUACCUGACAACUGACAGAAUCCCCACUUUGGUUCCCUGACUGAAACAAGGGCCAAGUAGAAGCCAGAAUAGUAAAGCAAGUCAGUGCUACAUCUCUGGGGAAAUUGCCAAGUGCCAUCAUUAAAAAUACAGAAAGAAAACAAGCAAAAAAAAAAAAAAAAUACAGAAAGAUUCAGGGUAAAGGCUCCUAACAUCUGUUCAGACUGUACAGAAACUUAAUGGAUCUUGGGAAAUGACUGUAUUAUCAGCUAAUCAGGUGAUGACCUCAACUGCAGCUGUUGUCCAGGAUAUAUAAAAUGUCUCAACAGAUUUCUAAGGAUUGGUGUAAGGAACAUAUCACAACAUGAUGGAGAAAAAUCAGUAUUUUUAAAAUACAAAAAUAUCACAAUGGAAAGCUAUGUUGAAAUGAAUGAUAAUAUGCAGUAUGCAAAAAUUUAUAGGAUACAACUAAUGCUAUCAAGAAUUAUAGCUUUAAAUACAUAGAAAAGAAAGAUCAAUAAUCUAAGCUUUGAUCUCAAGCUAGAAAAAGAAUAGCAAAAAAGCCAGACAAAAAUGAGUACACACCGGGCUUCCCUGGUAGCACAGUGGUUAAGAAUCCGCCUGCCAAUGCAGGGGACACGGGUCUGGGAAGAUCCCACCUGACACGGAGCAGCUAAGUCCAUGCAUCAUAACUACUGAGCCUGCGAGCCACAACUACUGAAACCUGUGCGCUUAGAGCCCGUGCUCUGCAACAAGAGAAGCCACCACAAUGAGAAGCCCGUGCACCACAACGAAGAGUAGCCCCCGCUCACUACAACCAGAGAAAAGCCCACACACAGCAACGAAGACCCAAUGCAGCCAAAAAUAAAUAAAAUAAAUUUUUAAAAAAUGAGUAUACACUGUGAUUCUAUAUAAAUUGUAAGAACAGGCAAAACUAUAGCAAAAAUGGUCAGAGUGGUUCUUGAGGACGGGGGUGACAGGAGGAUUAUGAAGGCUGUUGGGUGCUUCUGUCUCACUGUCCUGUUUCUGGAUCUGGGUGAUGGUUGCAUAAUGUGCUCGCUUGUGAAAAUUCAUCAAGCUUUAUACCUACUUGUACACAUUCAAAUAAGGCAAAUGAUGUUCUGUAUAGCUUGGCUGUGAAUAUCAUUUACACAGUCAAGAAUUACAGCACUGAAUUUUUAUGAAGCAAAAUACAUUUAUUGGAAGGAUGAGGAGGAGGGAAGUGUGCAGGGGCAGUGAUGGGAAGAGUUUGGGAAAGAAAUGCUCAUCUUCCGUUAGUGGGAAAUGAAUAGGUAGAUACCUAACCUGAAAACAUAGGAAGCAGCAGUAUAAGCAUCUCCCUUAGAGAUAGGGAGAAAACAUAUAAAAUAACUCAAAGGGUUGAAAUUGCUUGCUUCUAAGGAAUGGGAAAUGGAAUGUGAUGGGAGCAAACUAAUAUUUCUUUUACUUACUAUGUCUUGUUAAAUAAUUUGAUUCCUUAAACUAUGUGCAGGUAUAUCCUGAUGAAAAUAAAAAUUAGCCUUUAGAAAGUUAAUCAUGUAUU
This is a messenger RNA of Eubalaena glacialis (North Atlantic right whale), 5009 nucleotides long. It is a transcript of the gene RFK, whose product is annotated as riboflavin kinase. Gene Ontology annotation, biological process: riboflavin biosynthetic process; FMN biosynthetic process. Gene Ontology annotation, cellular component: mitochondrion. The record is from RefSeq and is a predicted model, not a curated record. The coding region runs from base 186 to 653 and encodes 155 amino acids. The transcript has 4 exons. Gene Ontology annotation, molecular function: riboflavin kinase activity. Lineage: Eukaryota; Metazoa; Chordata; Mammalia; Artiodactyla; Balaenidae.